UGGGCGGAGAGGGGCUUCGGCGGAGGAUGGGCGAGCCUCGGCGGCGGCUGCCGGAUUCCAACGCCCGCUACGGGGAGCGGAGCUUCUGGGAGUCGCGCUAUCGGGACGAGGGAGCCACCCCGGCCGAGUGGUUUGGGGGCCUGGACUCUUUCCGCGAGCAGCUGGAGGCGGAGCUGAGCCCGACCGAUCGCAUCCUGGUGCUGGGUUGUGGGAACAGCGCUUUGAGUUACGACCUAUACCAGCUUGGCUAUGCAGACAUCACCAGCAUUGACUACUCGGAAGCGUGCAUUGCGAGCAUGCAAGACUGCUACGCCUGCUGCCCGGGACUCCACUGGUCGGUGAUGGAUGCCCGGGCCUUGGCUUUCCGGGAUGGAAGCUUUGAUGUGGUCUUGGAGAAAGGCACUCUGGAUUCCCUGAUGGUAGAAGAAACCGAUCCGUGGCAUGUAUCCCGUGAGGCCAGGAUACUCCUGGAACAGGUAUUGGCGGAGGUCAGCAGAGUCUUGCGACCCAAGGGCUGCUUCAUCUCCAUCACGUUUGCCCAGCCCCACUUCCGCAAGCGUCACUACGCUCAGCCCGCCUAUGGCUGGUCCACCCGUCACGUCACAUACGGCAGCGGCUUCCAUUACUUUCUCUACAUCAUGCAGAAGGGAGAGGAGUUGUCCCCGUCUGACCUGGCCCUGGGGCGAAGCCUCCACUCGCCUCUCAGUCCACCAACCCCCACGCGCCACCUUCAGGACACAGAAGGGGAGAACUUCCUCUCCACCAUUGACCUGUGAACCACCGGACCGGAGGGGCUCAGCACCUUUCGAAGGAAAAGGACCAUGUACUGGACGGCUUCCCUUGGACUGCUGGAGCCAAAAUUCCUCUGGGUCGCUCUCAGGGAUUUCUUCCUGCAUAUAUAUAUAUAUAUUUGGGGUGUGUGUGCUUUUUUAAAAUUUCAAAUGCUUUCUCUGCAGUUGGCAACAGGAGUCAAUUCCCCGUGGAACUGGAUGGGAACGUUUUCUGCUGCCAAAUCUGUUUGUAUUGAACAUUUUUCCUCUAAAGCCUCUCUCCCAGCUGAUAUGUGGAAAGGGAGUGGGGUGUCAGAGGUUUUUAAAAAUCUUUUGGCUGUGCCAUAAUCUUUUGUUUUUGUCUGGUGUAGUGGUUAAGAGCGGCAGGACUCUGAUCUGGAGAACCAGGUUUGAUUCCCCACUUGAAGCCAGCUGGGUGACCUUGGCUUAGUCACAGCUCUUUCAGAGCUCUCUCAGCCCCACCCACUUCACAGGGUAAUUGGGGAUAGUAGUAACGUACUUUGUAAACCGCUCUGAGUGUAGCAUUAAAUUGUCCUAAAGGGCGGUAUAUAAAUCAAAUGUUGUUGUUGUUAACAUUUUUAGUCUCCUCCAGUUAUAUUGGAGUGGUCCAAUCUGGGCUGUAACUUCUCAACAGUCUUUGGAAAGGAGAGGAACCUCCCUAAAGCUCCAGAUUCUGGGCUUGGUCCCCCUGACAUCUCAUGACCCUUGGGGUUUUUUAUCAUGCUCCUUUUUGUUUCUUAAUAAAGCACAGC
This is a messenger RNA of Eublepharis macularius, 1543 nucleotides long. It is a transcript of the gene EEF1AKMT4, whose product is annotated as EEF1A lysine methyltransferase 4. Gene Ontology annotation, molecular function: S-adenosylmethionine-dependent methyltransferase activity. The record is from RefSeq and is a predicted model, not a curated record. Lineage: Eukaryota; Metazoa; Chordata; Lepidosauria; Squamata; Eublepharidae. The transcript is spliced from 3 exons. Bases 27 to 776 code for a protein of 249 amino acids.